AUGAAUCGCGACAAAGUUACUAACACUUGUGGUUCGAGCGAUGUAGCAGCAUCAGCAUUCGACUACACAUACGCUCGACAGCUCGUACAAGCAUACUUUGCUAUGCUAACUAUCGGUUGCCAACGUUCUGGCUGUACAAAUGCGUACUGCUGUUCUAAUCCUCAGACACAAGCACUCUCAGCGACAGAAGCUGCGAUCCAAAGUCUGUACUUUGCUGUUAAAGCUCCGGUAUCGCUAUGUAUCGAAAUGGACUUUGAGAAACAACAAUUAACUGAAUCUAUGAAGCUUUCACGACCCAAUCAUUUAAACUUUUUGGCUUCGGCAGCGCAAGCACUUAAGGAAAACAAUCAAGUCGAAGAUAGAUAUUUGUCCUCAAUGACUGAAAAUUAUCAAAGCUCGGAAGAAUUACAACCAGAGACAUCCGAUAUAUUGUUGACUUCUCAAGAGCUGGAUACUACAACAACUUCAACUCUGGAACGAAAGUCGACACCACGGCAACGACUUUCGAUUGCGGUGCAGCUGGACAAUGGUUUUAAUAAAAAUUGUGAUCUCCCAAGGAACAAAUCUCUCGUAAUCUCACAUGUCUGUGUUCAACCGAAGAAUCAAUCAGGUAUCGAUGUCGCAGAUCCUUCCAUUUCUAUAAGUCAAGAAGACGACAUUUCUUUUGACGAACAACAGAAUGAGACUAAGUCAACAAAGGUUACAAGCUCGGUGAAUGAGUUGCGAAAGCGAUUAUUGAGUCGUCCAAAGGAAAAACUGUUUGACGCAAUUAAACGAAGCUUCUCACGUUCAAAAAAAGCACCGCUUGAGUCUGUUUAG
Messenger RNA from Plasmopara halstedii, 819 nucleotides. RefSeq lists its product as uncharacterized. The transcript has a single exon. The record is from RefSeq and is a predicted model, not a curated record. NCBI's taxonomy places the organism in Eukaryota, Oomycota, Peronosporomycetes, Peronosporales, Peronosporaceae. Bases 1 to 819 code for a protein of 272 amino acids.